AUGAUGUACAACACCUUCACCACCGGCCUCGUGGCUACCCUGCUUGCAGGUGCCCAGAUCGCCUCCGCCCACAUCGAAAUGUCCUACCCUCCCCCCUUCAGGUCCAAGUUCAACCCCAACGCCAACCCCGGCAGCAUCGACUACUCCAUGACCGCUCCCCUCAAGGAUACCGGCGCCGACUAUCCUUGCAAGGGCUACCAGGUCGACUUUGGUACUCCUUCCGGCAAGAGCGUUGCUACCUUCGUUCCCGGACAGACCUACAACAUGACCACUGCCGGCACUGCCACCCACGGCGGCGGUUCUUGCCAGCUCUCUCUCAGCUACGACAAGGGCGCUUCCUUCACUGUCAUCGAGUCCUACAUUGGUGACUGCCCUCUUGCUGGCAAGUACGACUUCACCAUCCCCGCCGAUACUCAGCCCGGCGAGGCCAUCUUUGCUUGGACCUGGCACAACAGAAUCGGCAACCGCGAGAUGUACAUGAACUGCGCUCCCGUCACCAUCGCUGCUAAUAACAAGCGUGAGGUUGCCGGCGCCGCUUUCUCCACUCGCCCUCAGAUCUUCGUCGCCAACAUCGGUAACGGCUGCAAGACCGACGAGAACUUUGACGUCCAGUACCCCCAGCCCGGCCCUAAUGUGGUUAACGCUCCGGGUGCUCCCCUCAAGGGCCCUGAGGGAACCUGCGGUGCCUCUGCUGCUCCUGCUGCUGGCUCUGGCUCUGGCUCUGGUUCCGGUUCUGGCUCUGGCAGCGGUGCCUCCAGCUCCAGCUCGGUUGCUGCUGCUCCCAUCACCACCAGCGCUCCCGCUCAGACCAGCGCUGCUGCUGGCGGUAACCCCGGCGGUAUCUUCAUCACUGCUCCCUCGGUCGGUUCCGACCAGGGCGGCAUCUUCCUCCCCUCCGCCACCGACAUUGUCAACGCCCCUAGCUCCAGCGCCGCCGCUGUCGUGAGCUCCGCCUCUGUUUCCGCUCCCGCUGUCGCCACCUCUGCUCCCACCGUCGCUACCACCCAGGCUCCCAUUCAGACCACCCUCCAGAGCAUCGCCAAGCCCAGCGCCACCGUCGUCGUCAGUGCUCCCGCUCCUAUUGCGACCGGCACCACUCCCGGCAACGGCUCUACUGUUGGCGCCUACGCUGUCGGCGCUGCCUGCACCUCCGAGGGCGCCUGGAACUGCAUCGCCGGCACUUCCUUCCAGCGCUGCGCCAGCGGCGCCUGGUCCGCCGUCAUGCAGAUGGCUGCCGGCACCAGCUGCUCCGCCGGCGAGAGCGCCCAGCUCAAGAUGAUCGCCAAGAGGCACCUCGCCAACGGCCCCAAGCUUGGUCGCUACCAGAGGCAACGAAUGGAACUCGCCAAUCGAUGA
This is a messenger RNA of Neurospora tetraspora, 1356 nucleotides long. RefSeq lists its product as uncharacterized. The record is from RefSeq and is a predicted model, not a curated record. The transcript is spliced from 2 exons. NCBI's taxonomy places the organism in Eukaryota, Fungi, Ascomycota, Sordariomycetes, Sordariales, Sordariaceae. Bases 1 to 1356 code for a protein of 451 amino acids.